Hypomesus transpacificus is the source of this 1411-nucleotide messenger RNA. RefSeq names its product gsg1-like 2b (gene gsg1l2b). The record is from RefSeq and is a predicted model, not a curated record. The transcript is spliced from 5 exons. Lineage: Eukaryota; Metazoa; Chordata; Actinopteri; Osmeriformes; Osmeridae. Gene Ontology annotation, cellular component: plasma membrane. Bases 115 to 1029 code for a protein of 304 amino acids.
AUUAGUCGCGGACAUUGUAAUGGAAAGCCGUAUUAUGUGGAUUUGAGGAGAAGUCGCCAUAUAAACGUGUUACAUUUAUAGGAUUAGCUUGUGUCCCCUGUCUUCGUCUGUGAAAUGGGGAUUGAUCGGCGACGGAGAGCCUCGCUGGCGCUUACCUUGAACUUCCUUGCCUUGUUUCUGGCGCUGUCCGCGCUUUCUACCAGCUACUGGUGUGAGGGGACGCGGAAAGUAGUUAAACCGUUCUGUACCGGACCGGUGAAGACUAGACAGUCGUUCUGCAUUAGGUUCAACAGUUCGAACCUUAACGACACUCGUCUGGUCCAGUACAUCUGGGAAACGGGAGAGGACAAAUACCUGAUGAGGAAGUUUCACACCGGAAUUUGGUUCUCUUGCGAACAGAACGUCAACAUGACCGGGGAGAACUGCAGAAGUUUCAUAUACGUGGCCCCUUCCAAUGAGCGAGGAGUGUUGUGGCUGUGUAUUGUGGCAGAGUGCCUGUACAUCCUCCUCCUGGCCACUGGGGGCAUCCUCAUGUCCAUAGAGGUCUGUCGUUUUGGCAACGUCAUCGACGGACUCAAACUGAACGCCUUCGCUGCUAUUUGCACUGUCCUGUCAGGUCUGCUCGGCAUGGUGGCUCAUAUGAUGUACACCACAGCCUUCCAGCUCACUGUGAGUCUGGGACCUGAGGACUGGAAGCCCCAGACCUGGGACUACAGCUGGUCCUACAUGCUGGCGUGGGGCUCGUUCACGGCGUGCAUGGCGUCUUCCGUCACCACCAUCAACCGCUACACCAAGACCAUCCUGGAGUUCAAGCACAAGCGCAGGAACAUCGAGAAGAACCUGAAGAUCAAACAGAAGCUUCUGGAACUGGACUCGCCGGAGCAGGUGUGGGACAUGUACAUCAGCUCGGUCCCCAGCACCACUGAGGAGCUGCUGGAUCUGUCCGGCAACGGACGCAAGCUCUCCAACGCCUCCGUCUUCCUGGACCUCAACGACCUGCCUGACUCCCAGGGAGAGGAGUACUGCUGAGGGAGGUGGGGGAGGUGAGCGUCGAGCCCCUGACCCUGGACCUCACCGCUUCACCCUGAAAGGUUCAUACCCUGUUGAGGGGGGGACUGCAGUCGGGGAAAGCCCGACUGGGACGUUUCCCCCGCCGUUUGUCUGAUCUUGAGGACUGCUUUCUGCUCGAAACGAAGCUCCCGCUCACUACAGCUCAGCUAUCUCUCGCGCUCUCACGCGACACAUCGUACUUCUCUCACGCAUUUUGACCAUUCCUCGCGUUGAGUGGCAAGGGAUAUCUUGUCCCGAUAUACGAUUAAUGGUGCGGGCAUACUGAGGGAAGAUUUGUGUCGAGUUGAUAGUUGUCUCGAGUCAUACAGAGUUAAAUGUCAUCCACCAGCCAAUCACAAAC